AUGCGCGUGGGAAAACGGAGAGGAGAUAAAGAUGAGAGUACUGCGGUAUUAACGCUGUUAUUAGAGUACUGCCGCCAUGCACGGACGCCUCAGCACCACAAUCGCCCGUCAACACCACAGCCCCGCAAGCACCCGUCAACACCACAAGCAUCCUUCAACACUACAAGCACCCGCCAACACCACAGCCCCGCAGCAAACCACCACAGCCCCGCAACACCCAUCAACACCACCCCACAAGCACCCGCCAACACCACAGCCACCGCAAACACCCUCAACACCACACCCCCACAAGCACCCGCCAACACCACAGCCAGCCCAACACCCAUCAACACCACACCCCACAAGCACCCGCCAACACCACAGCCACACCCAUCAACCACACGCCCCAUCAACACCACAGCCCCCACCCCCGCCAACACGCACAAACCCCCCGCACAGCAGCACCGCCCCGGCAGGCAGCGGCGCGGGCUCUUUGUUCCGGCAGCACAGUAA
Penaeus vannamei (Pacific white shrimp) is the source of this 492-nucleotide messenger RNA. The record is from RefSeq and is a predicted model, not a curated record. Lineage: Eukaryota; Metazoa; Arthropoda; Malacostraca; Decapoda; Penaeidae.